CCCCUGGGCCCAAGGUACCGCAACAAGUAAGAGAGCUCGGACAUCGGACGUAGUAAACAAAUUGCACUGGACAUUACACCAACAUACAGAAAUAUGCAAAAGUUCGUCCUUACAACAGUUGUGAUAGUAUGUGCCCUACUCGUAAGUCAAGUGACGUGUCAAGAGGCGAUGUUAGCGCCCCCUGAGAGGCCCCACAGCUUCAGGACUCCAGACCAGCUCAGGAGUUACCUCCGGGCCCUUAACGAAUAUUAUUCUAUCGUCGGCCGACCACGAUUUGGAAGAAGCGUCAACAAGCGAUCUCUUGAAAGCAGUCUGUUUAACACCGAGGACCUCAGCCCUGAAGACUACCCUGCAUUUGAAGACGAAAGUGACCUCUACAUAUGA
Molecule: messenger RNA, 384 nt
Organism: Ylistrum balloti
Lineage: Eukaryota; Metazoa; Mollusca; Bivalvia; Pectinida; Pectinidae
Product: pro-neuropeptide Y-like
Exons: 4
Coding region: 94-384 (96 amino acids)
Cellular component (GO): extracellular region
Molecular function (GO): hormone activity
Source: RefSeq, a predicted model, not a curated record